Molecule: messenger RNA, 759 nt
Organism: Fonsecaea pedrosoi CBS 271.37
Lineage: Eukaryota; Fungi; Ascomycota; Eurotiomycetes; Chaetothyriales; Herpotrichiellaceae
Exons: 2
Coding region: 1-759 (252 amino acids)
Molecular function (GO): oxidoreductase activity
Source: RefSeq, a predicted model, not a curated record
AUGGCGCUGGAGGGAAAAGUCAUCGCCGUGACGGGAGCCGCGUCAGGGAUAGGACUCGCCGUCACCAAUGUCGUAGCAUCCCGGGGCGGAAAGUUGGCACUGGCUGACAUGGCAGAACGGCCGUUGAAAGAACUCGUCGAGGACCUGAAGAAGCGAGGCGUCGAGGCCGUCGGCACCGUCCUCAACGUGACUUCGGACGUGGAUGUGCAGAACUGGAUCGCGUCGACCGUGAAGCAUUUCGGCAAGGUCGACGGCGCGGCCAAUGUCGCCGGCUGGGGUGGCGGCUUCGUCAACCUCGAAGACACCGACAAUGCCACGUGGGACAAGAUCAUGGGCGUGAAUGCCACAGGGACGUUCUACUGUCUGAGGGCCGAGUUGAAAGCCUUGGGCCGCGGAGGAAGUAUCGUCAACGUGGCGUCCCUGUCGGGGAUCCGAGGCCGCACUGGACUGGGCGCAUAUGUCGCUUCCAAGCAUGCGGUGGUGGGCUUGACCAAGACAGCGGCGCGAGAGGCCGGUGUCAAGGGCAUCAGAGUCAAUGCCAUUGCCCCAGGCCCAACCGAAACACCGAUGCUUGACGCGUUGUUGAAAGGCCCGACGACCACGACCUCCAGCAGCACGCUCAACACGUACUCCAGCCUUCCUCUCGGGAGAAUGGCCCAGCCGGAAGAACAGGCCCAAGCCGUCGCCUUCCUACUCAGUGACGACGCCUCGUUCAUCACGGGAGCGGUGCUCAGCGUGGAUGGAGGUGCUGCAGCCUAG